GAGCUUCUGUGUGUUGUGUUUAGAUCUACUCCUGACUCUGAGCAGAGUUCUUGCUUCAACAGUGCUUGAACGGAACCCUCUCUGAGUCUUUUGCUCUUUUUCUAAACAUCUUCUACUAAUUGCUGACUUUCUGUGACUUCUUUGCGCCACCCAAAACAACUGAAACGCUGAAAUGGAGUCCCAGGUGCGCCAGAACUACCACCGCGAUUGCGAGGCUGCCAUCAACCGUAUGGUGAACUUGGAGCUGUACGCCUCCUACACCUACAGCUCUAUAUCUUUCUUUUUUGAUCGUGACGAUGUCGCACUUCACCAUGUGGCAGAGUUCUUCAAGAAACAUAGCCACGAGGAGAGGGAGCAUGCCGAGAAGUUCAUGAAAUAUCAAAACAAGCGUGGGGGUCGCAUUGUCCUGCAAGACAUCAAGAAACCAGAGCGUGAUGAGUGGGGUAACACCCUGGAUGCCAUGCAGGCUGCUUUGCAGCUGGAGAAGACUGUGAACCAGGCUCUUCUGGACCUGCACAAGCUAGCCACUGACAAAGUUGACCCUCAUCUGUGUGACUUCUUGGAAUCUCAAUAUCUGGAGGAACAAGUGAAGGAUAUUAAGCGUUUUGGAGAUUACAUCACCAACCUGAAGCGCCUUGGGGUGCCCCAGAAUGGCAUGGGCGAGUACCUGUUUGACAAGCAUAGCCUGGAAGAGAGCAGCUAAGCUGUGUGCCACCCAUGAGGAUCCAACCACUCUACUUUCCAUCUAUAUUCCUUUUACUAUCUGUGUGACAUGUAUUCCUGAGGGUCUUACAUUUUCUGUGAUCCUAUAAUAAUAUAGCUGUAGCUGUGCUUGUCAGCAAGUUUCUAAUAAAGUCUUUCAGCAUGUA
Molecule: messenger RNA, 869 nt
Organism: Nanorana parkeri
Lineage: Eukaryota; Metazoa; Chordata; Amphibia; Anura; Dicroglossidae
Product: ferritin, middle subunit
Exons: 4
Coding region: 173-703 (176 amino acids)
Biological process (GO): intracellular iron ion homeostasis; iron ion transport
Cellular component (GO): cytoplasm
Molecular function (GO): ferrous iron binding; ferric iron binding
Source: RefSeq, a predicted model, not a curated record